This is a messenger RNA of Apiotrichum porosum, 1281 nucleotides long. RefSeq lists its product as uncharacterized. The record is from RefSeq and is a predicted model, not a curated record. The transcript is spliced from 4 exons. Bases 1 to 1281 code for a protein of 426 amino acids. Lineage: Eukaryota; Fungi; Basidiomycota; Tremellomycetes; Trichosporonales; Trichosporonaceae.
AUGAUCCAACUUUUGGUCCUCGCGGCCCUCGCAGCGCCGGCCGCUGCGCACCAGACCCUCUGGCACCCGGCCAUGUACGGCUGGGCCAAGGACAUGUCUCUGCCUGAGGCAGACUUCACAUUCGACCAAUGGUGGUUCAAGGGCGAGCUGAACGAUCCGCCUGCCGCGAAUGAGACCAUGUCCCUUCCCUCCGGUGGCACCUUCCACGCCCAGAUUGCCUCCAAUGUUCAGUUUACACACUUCCCCGACCAUGGAUACGACUACGACGACGCAAAGGACAGCUCUGCCCUAAAGGCCCAGGAUGGGAACAUCAUGUCAGGUCUGAAGAAGGACGGUUCUGUCCACUCGGCAGACCCUUAUGGCACCCCGAUCGGCGAGACAAAGGAUCUCAAGGGCUGCGCCAUUGCCAUUGCCUACGAGUCUGAUGUGACCAAGAUCAAGCCAGAGGACUUUACCGUCAUCACUACCAACCACAGCUGCGCGUGGUAUCGCGAUACCGACUUCCAGAUCCCAUCCGGUUUGCCCGCCUGCCCAGAGGGUGGGUGCCACUGCAUGUGGGGAUGGAUCCACAGUGCUAUUGCUGGAUCGUCCCAGAUGUUCACCAUUGGCUACCGCUGCAACAUCACCAACCCGGACCUCACUGCACCAUCCAUCCCUGCGCCUGAGAUAGCUCGCAAGUGUCCAUUUGACAAGAACAACUGCACCGUCGGCUCCAAACAGAUGCAUUACUGGCUGCAAAAGGAGCGCAACAACAACUUCCAAGAGAGCCACGACCCACCAUUUUACAAUGAAGACUACGGGUUCAUGAACGGAGCGCAAACAGACCUGUGGGAGGCUCACAAGGCUUUCGGACCCGUCAACGAGAGUGACUGGGCUCCCGGCACUCUUGCGACCUCGACCAUGAACAUUGCCAUCACCCCAGCGUCUUCCGGACCGUACGCCACUGUCAAUGGGUCGUCGACAGGCGGUGGGACCGGUGCUUCGACCCCGACCCCGACCCCGACCCCAGCUAUUGCUUCAACUGCCGCUACUGGUAACUUGACUACAGCUGUCGUUUCUACACCUGGAUAUGAGGCUGCAGCCCAACCAACAACGGACAGCACUAAUGACAACACGACGCCGGUGGCUACUGCGAUUGGAAGUACCGCCGGUAACGACACAGUAGCUGAGUCCACCCUGGCCGAAGACGCCAGUGUUACCACUCCCGCCUCAACGCCAACCAUCGCGAGCAGCGGCAAGAAGAAGUGCUCCAAGCGCCGCCGUCGUUCUCGCACGCACUAG